AAAACAAUGACGAUAAUGGUCGGUACGGUAUUACAACGAAUCCAGUGCUAUUUUAUUAUGAGCAUUCUAAAACACUUCCAAAAAAAUAAAUCAAAACUCCAAAAUGUAUCAGAAAGUGUACCUUAUGUCUGUAACAUGCAGAGGUUCCCUCCUCUACCCAGACCAGCAGAUUUCCUUUCUGACACAACUCUGUGCUCCACAAACCUGCCAGACAGGAAGCUAUUGUUAUUUACAGUGCAUUAUAGGAAACAAAGAGCAAGGAGACUCCCAACACACCACAACAAACUUGAACUAUUGCUUCUUUUUUUUCACUUUUGUUUUUGGCUUGAGUGCAGAGGUUAUGCCGGUUUAACAAGAGAUGGGACAUAUAUGUUCAGGCAGAAAACCAAUACAGAAUGUUCCCUGCUUAUAAACACAGGACAGAGGGCAGGCUUAAAAAAAACACAAGUCAUUGCAACUAGGCAAAUUAUCCAAGAAUCAAACCCCUCCAAGCUGUUUUAUCAUACCAAGUCAGAACCCGUAACUGUUUAUUCCAAUAUAACAAACUGAAAUUGCUGAGAUGGGUUAUUUUAACUGGGGACAACCACAAGCAGACCUGCGUGAGUCCAGCUCAUUGCUUACAAAGACAAUUAAGCUGCAUCUCCUUAAGCCUCUUUUGUACAGGUUUGCCCUUGUAUGUAAAAGCUUACCCUACCCUGCAGUGAAAAGCAUGCUGUAACCUGUUACACAUUUCAAACAUGGCAUCAGAAUGGUGAACUCCCAGCUGCUUAAUUAAAAUGCACAUGUUCACCACCUGGAUAAACGUGUCACAGCAACUCAAGAUGGCAUGUACUGGGUGUGACCGCACCAUCAACUGUGUUUCUGUUUGGGUGUUAGCUAGUAUUAUUAUCUAUAAGGUAAAACCAGUAUAAAACUCUUCAUAUAACCAGAUGAGCAUGACACGCCAAGGUGAAACAUGCAGACACACCUUUCUAUUAAUGAAUAGGACAGUACAGGUUUACCUACAUAGUCCCUGGUGUUCUUAUACUGUCAACGUGCUUCCUAAACCAGCUUCCACGUUUACUGUACACAUUUCGGAGCCUUCUAAACAUUUGGUCAUUCACUGAAGUGUUUGAAAUUAAACCCUUUCCCAUUUUGUGACCUAAAUCUGGGGAAGCGUUUCAACAUUUUAGACACAAAAAAAAAAUGCAUGCAUGCACUUACAAUAACCUAGCGUCACGAAGUGGCAAGACGCUGCCUGAUCUUGAGCAAUCCCUAUUGGUCAGAUCUGAGCUGUAGCGCUGCCCUGGCAUGCUGGUUGGUGUAGAGCCUUGUCUGUCAAGUGACGGGCAGUGACUCGCUGGGUAUGAAUGGCGAGGUUGUAAUUAAGUGCAGGGGGCUUGGAGAAUAUCUCGAAAUGGUAGCAAACGAGGUGGUUAAAAACUCGCUCUAGCAACCAGACCCGUGUCACCAUGAGACCCAAAUUUAAAACAGUGCAUGUUUAUGCAUUUAAGAGCGCGUGUAGAGGUUGUGUUGAUGUGACAUACUGAACGGGUGGUCGGUGCGCGAAAGGCCUUUUUCCCCCCUCGCUUUUCCAGCAAUACAGGACUGAACCGCUGGACUACAAACAUAACUGUUUUGGGUUUUUUUUUUUGUUUGUUUAUUGUCUUUCUCGGCGGGUCAUUACAAAAUGAAGAGGGUUAACAGUUUUCAGAGAUUCAUGAACACUCGAGCUGCAGCUAACUGCCGCUACCAGCCCACUAGUUACGAACACGCUGCUAAUUGCUACACACAUGCGUUCCUCAUAGUACCUGCUUUCGUGGGCAUGACCCUGCUCUAUCGCCUCUCGGAUGACAGUUGGAAGAAGAUCACAGCCUGGAUUUACGGCAUGGGCCUGUGCACCCUGUUCCUCGUGUCCACAGUGUUCCAUACCAUAUCAUGGAAAAAGAGCCACAUGAGAAAUGUGGAGCAUUGUUUUCACAUGUGUGACAGGAUGGUGAUCUAUUUCUUCAUUGCUGCCUCCUAUGCACCAUGGCUCAACCUUCGUGAACUUGGACCUUUAGCUUCACACAUGAGAUGGUUUAUCUGGCUAAUGGCAGCUGGAGGAACCGUUUUUGUGUUUUUGUACCAUGAAAAGUAUAAGCUUGUUGAGCUCCUCUUCUAUCUAACAAUGGGUUUUUCUCCUGCUUUGGUUGUGAUGUCAAUGAACAACACAGAGGGGCUUCAGGAGCUUGCUUGGGGGGGCUUUCUCUACUGCCUCGGAGUGAUUUUCUUCAAGAGUGAUGGAAUCAUUCCUUUUGCCCACGCUAUCUGGCAUGUCUUUGUAGCAAUGGCAGCAGCUGUACAUUACUACGCCAUUUGGAAAUAUCUCUACAAAAGCCCUUUGACAGACCUCAUCAGAGAUUUAUGAAAAGAAGUUCCAGUUUUUUCUUUUCUUUUAUAAAGAUGCUCUGGCCUUGAUCUCCCUUUCCCUUUUUCUACUGUGAACGUUGUUUUCCAUAUAUAGUGGGCCGCAUUACAAUUUUCCCCCGGUACCACACGGCUAAAUCACACGGUAACUUGAAGCAACUCAUUUUCUACCACGGUUAUCCCGCGCUGCAGCUUGACACGUCAACUCAAUACUUCGUUUUUCCAGAGGGCUUUUGGGAUGCACUUAGCUGUAUACCGUUGAGAUUUGUUUAAUCUCUUAGGGACUGUAUUUUUAAAAUAAUUGUUUUUCACUGUCAUCAAGGCUCGUAAUGUACUGUAUAGGACAGGCUGUAUUAACAGGUUUACUGGUUUUACUGAGAAACUAUUCCCAUGGGUCCCACUGUAUCUAGAGUAAGGAUGUAGCACCGGGUCUAAUAUUAGACUAUUCAAACUAACACUGCUUCAGAUGAUUUUACAGUGCAAAGAAAAUUAGCAGGCUUGUAAAAACGAAUUUCUAUACAUCUUUGUCGAAGUACACUGUGUGUAGAAUGUGGGAAAGAAAAUAAAUAUGCAAGCAUAAGAAAUCCUAAAAAGGCAUAACCAGCACCCAAAAGUUUACAUGACACAUGUAUUGUUUGCUGUUUUAUAAACAUCACAGGUUUGCCGUUUAUAGAGCUGUUUCUAUGAGCGAUGAUACGCGGCUCAGAUAAAAAUGACCUUUUUUUGGACAUUUUUAAUUGUUCUAAUUAAAUACUAACAAAGGUGAUGUUUAACCUUAUUGGGUAUAAAAGUCUUUAGGACUGAAUUGUCUAAAAUGGCAACAUAUAAAAAGCUUAUUUUUCUUUCACAUUGGAAGCAUAUGAUUUAAAAAAAUAAUAAUAAUAAAAAAAUUGAAGUAAAAUGCGAAGUUUACUGAAGCUCUGUCAUAACAUUAACAUGCACAUGUACAGAACAGAUUCCUGAACACAACGGCUGGGAGACACAUUCCACGUGAACAGUGUACCUCUUUUUUAAUAAGAAGUUGUAUUCAGUACUAACGCCAUACAGGAGAGAUACGCUCGUACAAAUGACUUUCCCAACCACUUUUGUCUGCGUUUGGACAAAAGGUUUUGUUUAUUAUUACUGUUAUUGUAGUAUACCGGAUCAGUAUUGAACCAGGUGUCUCUGGCUAAAGUUAUGGGUGAGGCCAGGUGGGACGGCAGGGUUACUGUCUUGGGACUGGUGUUAAUGUUUUAAUUCCACCUAAAAUGUACACAUUUUGGUAUCUCUGUACAAUAAGUGUUGGUAAUUCAGAUGCAAUUACGUUAUAAACUGAAUCACAAAGCUUUAGAGUUCUAUUAAAGAAAUGUGGGCUUUAAUUUCUCAAAUUGCAUAACCUUAUUCAUGCACAGGACCACGAGUUAUUUUGAUAAAUAUUCACACUGAUAUACAGAAUACAAUAAUGUUGUGAUAAUGAUUUCAUAUUAAAAAAAUAAUAAUAAAAUGUUUAUAGUGGUUUUGCACAGAAACAGUGGUGCACAAGUAACACAACUGGGGAAGAUACUAGUUUGAUUGCCUUGUGGGAUGGGGGGAAUUACAGGGGAAAAAAACUGUUGUAGAAGUGAUUGUCUGUAUGUCCGUAGUUAUUGAGUACUUCUGUUAGCAAAGACGUUGUGCAAAUGGGCUUUUGUGUGAAUGAUGCAACAGUAAACCGAUGCCAGCAGUCUGCCGGUGACAUUCUUUCAAGAUGUGUUUGUAAUAUUACAGGUGCUUGACGAGGUGAGAAAUGCAUUUGUAUUGCUUUUUCCCCCCUUUAAUGUAUUCCUCAUGUCCCGAGAAGAUUAUUUGCCAAUUGUUCAGCAGAUCAUGGAUGUCGCGCAGUGUCUGCUCCACUGUGAGAACUCUGCAGUAGUGUCACCGGGAGGUGAACCCCGCCACAUCAGUAUAGCUGUAUUGUAAACCACUGGUUUACUCUUUCAAUAGGUAGCUUCUACCUUCUUUGAACAAAAUGUAAUCGACUAUUUUCUAUGUGUAACAAUUCCUUUAUCUGUAUUUUGUAGUUUUAGUUUUUUUGUUGUUCUCAGCUUUGGCACAUUUACCUGCCCCUUUUAAUACUGAAUCUUUUGUUUUAAACCUGUUAUUUGUCAUUUAGUUUCUACAUCAAACAUGUGAAUUAAUACUAAAUAAAAAAAAUUAAAAAAUGG
This is a messenger RNA of Acipenser ruthenus (sterlet), 4571 nucleotides long. Its product is annotated as monocyte to macrophage differentiation factor-like. Gene Ontology annotation, cellular component: membrane. NCBI's taxonomy places the organism in Eukaryota, Metazoa, Chordata, Actinopteri, Acipenseriformes, Acipenseridae. The record is from RefSeq and is a predicted model, not a curated record. Gene Ontology annotation, molecular function: pore-forming activity. The transcript is spliced from 7 exons. Bases 1670 to 2389 code for a protein of 239 amino acids.